Pecten maximus is the source of this 2121-nucleotide messenger RNA. Its product is annotated as acid ceramidase-like. The record is from RefSeq and is a predicted model, not a curated record. Bases 16 to 546 code for a protein of 176 amino acids. The transcript has 5 exons. Gene Ontology annotation, molecular function: N-acylsphingosine amidohydrolase activity. Lineage: Eukaryota; Metazoa; Mollusca; Bivalvia; Pectinida; Pectinidae.
UUAUUUACACUUACUAUGAAUGAGAGAUUCAAUAAAGAUGGUGGCUACAUAGGACUGAUGGAGUGGAUCCUUGGAGAACGUACGGGGCAAUGGAUGGGCUUCCUGACAAGACAAGUAAUGGAGUCAGCCUCAGGCUUUCUGGAGGCAAAAGUAAUGUUGUCAAAUAAAGAGAUGCUGGCCCCAGCCUAUUUCAUACUUGGUGGCAAUAAAACCUCAGGACUUUAUCAACAGGGAUGUGUCAUCACACGGGCACGGGAAUUUGUAGUAGAUGUGUGGGACAUGGAGAGUGCUAAUGGCUGGUACAUACUGGAGACCAAUUAUGACCACUGGUCAGCGCCACUUUUCCUUGACGAUAGGCGUACACCUGCUCACCACUGUAUGGGCAAUAUGACACAGCAGGGUGUAUCAAUAAAAGGACUUCACAACGUUUUAUCGUCCAGGCCAGUCCUCAAUAAGCUAACCACAUAUACAGCUCUGAUGCAGGUAGACAGCGGCCAUCUUGAAGUCUGGCUUCAGUACUGUCCUGACCCAUGUAUUCCAUGGUAACUGUCCAGACCCAUGUAUUCCAUGGUAACUGUCCAGACCCAUGUACUCCAUGGUAACUGUCCAGACCCAUGUAUCCCAUGGUAACUGUCCAGACCCAUGUACUCCAUGGUAACUGUCCAGACCCAUGUAUCCCAUGGUAACUGUCCAGACCCAUGUACUCCAUGGUAACUGUCCAGACCCAUGUACUCCAUGGUAACUGUACAUGUCCAUUGUAGUAUCCAGGAUAAUGUUGACAGACUUUUGUAUCCAGCAGAAUACCAACUUACCAGUGAUUGAUAAUUACCUUACCAUACAUCUCGAACUAUAGCUUUUCAAAGCAGUGCUGUGAUCUCAUUUAUAUGAUAUAUCCAUUCCAUCAAUACUUGAUAUUCCUUCUCUAUGUGCCUAGUGUGAUCCCUGGGAUGUAUGGAUGUGUGGAUGUGUUACUGCAGAUUCUGGUUAUUUAAACAAUAGCAUUGUCUUGAUACCAUCAGGCACAUGUUGUCAUAUCUUGUCACUGUGGUCACUAUAUGACUAUAUAAUGACCACGGUUCUAUUACAUUCAUCAACAUUUAGCAAUUUAUUCUAUUUUUCAUCUUUUUUUCACAUUUUUUUAAUGGCAAAACCAUAUACAGAUACAAAGAGAUGACUGUUUGAAUUUUGUAAGCAAUUGUACAAGUCCUAGAAUUUGUUAGCAAUUGUACAAGUCCUGGAAUUUGUCAGCAUAGAAUUUGUUAGCAAUUGUACAAGUCCUAGAAUUUGUUAGCAAUUGUACAAGUCCUGGAAUUUGUCAGCAAUUGUACAAGUCCUAGAAUUUGUCAGCAAUUGUACAAGUCCUAGAAUUUGUCAGUAAUUGUAAAAGUCCUAGAAUUUGUCAGCAAUUGUACAAGUCCUAGAAUUUGUCAGCAAUUGUACAAGUCCUAGAAUUUGUCAGCAAUUGUACAAGUCCUAGAAUUUGUCAGCAUAGAAUUUGUCAGCAAUUGUACAAGUCCUAGAAUUUGUCAGUAAUUGUAAAAGUCCUAGAAUUUGUCAGCAAUUGUACAAGUCCUAGAAUUUGUCAGCAAUUGUACAAGUCCUAGAAUUUGUCAGCAAUUGUACAAGUCCUACAGGACUAAUUGGAGAGAGUUAUUGAACAGUAUUUGAAUAGCAGAAUUGUCUUGAUUCUAACUGCAGGCAGGAGAGUGACAUACAGGAGAUUUAGAUAGUGAUUACAGACAACAAUGAGAUGCUUUAGCUUGGCAUGUUGACAUUUAAUGCACAUAAAAAUGUAAUACGCUUUAGCUAUUUGAUACAUUGUGAAAAUGGUAUGCAUGGUUUCAGAAUGAAUGAUAUGACGUAUUCUUAUUGUUUCUUAGUGAAAUAGACAAAGCAGUGCAGUACAAUGCAAUAUAUAGGCUGUGGGAACACUCAUUUGUUAUAUUGUAUGUAAAUCAAGCGCUUAGUAAGUAAUUAUAAACUGAUGUUUUAAUUUACUUGAGUCCUCUCUAUGAUUUAUUCUGUUUAGACUUUUAUACACUAUGUAUCACUUACUCAAGAAAAUAAAAUCCAUUGUUUUUUUCUGAUGUGUGUUUUACACACAUUGAGGUGACAAAGCUA